UGUUUACGUACAUACAUAACGUACAUAUAUGUUAUACUAGCUCAAUUCUAAUUCAAUUCUAAUAAUUUCGAUAAAUUUUCGCAAAUAUUUUACAUUUCAAAUGUCGUCUAUUUCAGAUUAUCGAUAGCAAUUACGAGAUUAAUAAGACCGAUAGCAAUAUCGCAUUAAACGUGCGAUAUCUCGAUUUCUUUAUUCUUUUGUUGUGUCUACGAGAAAUUAUCAAAUAUUUUCUUGAAGAGACCUUUCAUUCUUCGGCCAUCAUGUGAGAUUAAAAUUCUCGAGUUAAAAUUCUCAAGUAAAUGAUAACUGUAAUUAACGGAAUCAAUUAAAGUCAAUAGUUUAUUUACCAUAAUUUACGCUGAUGGCGUUAAUAGAUUGGGAUAAUUUUAAUCAAAGAUGCAUGCUCGUUAUGAUGUCUUUGCAUGCGCUAUCGGCCUUUUUCAUAAUUUCGCGACAGGAAUCCAAAGAUUCCGACGAAAGAGACGAUAAAAAACGGGAUUGUUAAUACAAUAGCGCAAAGCAAAUUUAUCCUUUCAAAAAAUUUUUCGGAAUUUUUUGACAAUUAUGGCAAACGAACCUGAGAAGACGAGUGAACCUGAAGGUGAAAACGAUAAACAAGAUGAAAAAGAUGAAAAAGAUGAAAAAGAUGAAAAAGAUGAAAAAGAUGAAAAAGAUGAAAAAGAUGAAAAAGAUGAAAAAGAAGAAAAAGAUGAAACAGUGACCGUUGAGAAGCAGGAUUUAGACGAGGAAAAAAAGAAGGAAAAUCUCGAAAUCGAGAUGACAUCAAGAGAACCGAAAGGUAAACAACCGAAAGCUUGCGAAGAGGAUCCCUAUAUUGUGAAGCUGUUUAAAAAUCUAAUGAAGGCGGAAAGUGAGAAGAACCCGAUUAACAAGAUGCCGAUAGAGCAACAAGAAAAAUUAUUUUCUAACAUGAUAAUUAAACUUUUGUCGAUUAUUGUCGAUCAGAUAUCAUUCAGUAUCGGCAAAAAUAACUGAUAACUAUAAGUAUCGUCACAGCAUGAUUUAGCAUUAAUUAUAAUUUUUUAAUGAAUCCAUAUAGAUUAGAUAUGUAAUAUAUACAAUAGAUAUUUAGAUAUGUAAUAUGUACAAUAGAUAUUUAAUAAACAAGUGUUUAUACGACCAAACUGGCAAUUUAUUGUUUGAUUAUUAUAUCACGACGUUUCGACCGUAUGGUUUUGGUCCUUAUCAA
Molecule: messenger RNA, 1210 nt
Organism: Cataglyphis hispanica
Lineage: Eukaryota; Metazoa; Arthropoda; Insecta; Hymenoptera; Formicidae
Exons: 4
Coding region: 565-996 (143 amino acids)
Source: RefSeq, a predicted model, not a curated record